UGUCUGCCAAAUUUGUUUAUAUAGGCGAGUACAAUGUGCGAUAGACAAAUUUUGCAUGCUAAAAAUGAAUUUUAUUAAAGCAUCACAUUAGUCACAGCAUCUUAUUGCGUAUAACGCAGUAUUUUUAACGAGAGUACGUCAGACCCGUUUUUCCAUUGACGGCUUGUUACAGAAAAGCCUAACCGAAGGAAGAAAGCGUUCUUUACCUUGCUAUCGGAAUUUUAAAAAGCUUUUUUAAUGCUAACACCAUCUUGUAGCGGAAAACGGUGGUCCAUACUUCAUGUUGUAAUUAAUUAUUUGAUUCGGCAUGCUCCUUCAAGGUACACGCACUCGCAACAAGCAGCCGGUCGUGAUAAACUUGAAAGAAUCUGCAGCGCACCGUACGUUUUAAUUAUCGCGAUCAAUUAUCACCGACGUAUAUUCCCUGAAGGGCAACAGGAUCAGAGUCUUUAUUUCCGGCACGUUUUCACACUACACAGUCAACCGUCCACUGUGCAGCGUUCCCUUGAUCAUUGUUAUCGAUCGCAGGGGUGGGAUACUAUGGCGCCGGUAAUUGUGUAUUUGACAGCCAAGAGGCACAAUCCGAACAUCUUCCGCUCCGGUGCGCUAUCACAUUCGUCCCGCACCGGUCGAAUAUUUUUACUUAGUUAAAUCAUGCAUCUCUUAAGAUAUUGUAGCAAAUUAUUGUAUGUUAGAAGCACUUUAGUUUUUGUAUUUUUGAACGUUAGAAUAGCUAAACCUGAAAAUCUGACGAUGUGCCUGGUAACAGAGGAUGAUUCCUAUUAUUUUUCGAAUAUCAGAGCGGCGGCGGUGAUUGAUUUAGCUAUGGAACAGGUUAAUUCUUUUGCGGUUUUGCCGGGCGAUUUAAAACUGCAAAUUAUUAAUCAGACUGCCGGACCAUCGUGUACGCAGCUGCAGUAUACGGUUGUAUCUAAUGUCAUGGAACUGAUACGGAGUGGUACAAACUGCUUGUCGUUUCUUGGUGUAUCUUGUCCCACAUCUGCAACCGCACUGUACGGCAUCGCACACAGCAUUAACGUCCCGAUCCUGGGUAUACCAGCAGCCGGUGUGACCUCGCUGUCAACGGACGACGAAGUCAACACAUUUCCCUUGCUGGCCCGUGUGCCUUUCGGUUUCGGGGACAUCUGCCAGUUCCUGCGGAUCUUCAUGGAGACCUACAAUUACAAGCACGUCUCCAUUCUGCGGGACGACUCUAAUUCCUUCUACACCACAUUGUCCACCUUCACAAUGCGGCAUUUCCGCAGUAAUAACGCGGAGAUUUUUGCCAACACCCUAGAAAUCCCCUUUUUCUCCAAAGGGGCCACCAGAAGUGUUUAUGAGCAGUUACUCAAUCGUGCCAAUGACGUAUCACGAGUAAUUGUAUUGUUAACCAAUGGAACAAUCGUCCGUCAAAUAAUGGUUGCAGCGCAGGGUAUGGGCCUUACCACUGGACAAUACGUGUUCAUUGCCGUCGAACUGUACGAACUGAGUUGGUGGGGAAAAAUUCGGGCGAGUGUGGGCGAUCGGUACGAUACGAUUGCCACCGACGCCUUUAACUGCCUGCUGAUUAUAUCGCUGUACCAGCAAACGGACAAUGCAAAUGAAGACAAUUUCGAAACAAAGGUCAAACAUUUGGCCAAAACAAAAUAUAAUUAUUCCUUUGAACCAAUGGAAAGGAUAGAUCCGGUUUUGACGGGCUUUUACGAAGCUAUUAUCGUUUACGCCCAAGAAGUGGCCCUGAUGAUCAAGGCCAAGCUGGAUUACACCAACGGCAGUCUAAUAGCCAGCCGCAUCACCGAUCCGCGCUGGGACUAUUUGGGCAUCGGCGGCCGCAUCCGGAUCGGUGACGACGGUGAGCGGGAUCGCGAGUUCGAGAUGAAGUCCUUCAACGGCGACACGGGCAAAUUUGAGGUUAUAAUGGAGUACCGCUACAUGCAGGAACUGGAUGGGAACCGGACGUUUCGUACCGUGAAAGACUGGCACUGGCGCACGUGGAAUGGACGUCUACCACCGGAUGAGCCGGUGUGUGGCUUCAGCGAUGAGAAGUGUGUGGACCGGAGUCUGCCCAAAGGAGCGGUGGCGGCCGCGGUGGUUGUACCGAUCCUGGUGCUGACCGGUCUGGUGACGGCCGGUGUUUUUGCAUUCCUUCGUCUGCGGCGGAUGAGAAAGGAUUACGAUCCAAAUUGGUGGAAGAUCAACACAGACGAAGUAAAUGUCCUUCAAAAGCGCACAGGAAGCUCAAACACGUCAAAGAAAACUCUGACGAGUCAUUCCACAAAAGGUUCUUCCUUCAAUGCCAGCGGCAUGAUGACGGACCAAAUUGUCGCAUCGUACAAAGGCGCCACGGUGUCGCUCAUUCCCGUCACAGACGUAGCCAAGCCACCCGGUGCGGAUGUGGCUGCUUGCAUGACCUUGAUAAAAACCGUUGCUCAUCCGAAUCUUCAGCGAGUGAUUGGUGUAUCGAUAAAAGAUGAGCUCUGCGAAUACGUCAUUGAGGAAAUUUGCUCAAAAGGAUCGGUGACCAAUAUUCUACAGAAUGAAAUCAUCAAGCUGGACUGGAGUUUUAAAAACAGUCUCAUCAAAGAUCUCGUCACGGGUAUGGCCCACCUCCACUCGACGGCCAUUGGCUCGCACGGCCAUCUCAACUCCCACGUGUGCCUGGUGGAUACACGUUUCACACUGAAGAUCUCCGAUUACGGUACACCGUGUUUUCGUAAACCGGCGGAAUUGCAGCCAUUCAAAAAAGCGGAUGUCGAGCGGGAUUAUGAGCCGCUGUUGUGGCGCGCUCCGGAACUGCUCCGGCAAAUUAUGCCGGCAGCCGGCACACAAAAAGGCGACGUCUACAGCUUCGCCAUAAUUCUUCAGCAAAUAAUUCUACGAAGUGGUCCGUUUGAACUGCCAAAUGAGCCGCUAGAUUUGUCGGAACGCGAAAUUUUGGAAGAGGUUGUCAAAGCAAACAUCCCCCCGACACGCCCGCGUGUUCCACGUGCUUCUUGCUCAAAUGAACUGUAUGAUUUGAUGGAGAAAUGUUGGGAGGAGAUCCCGUUGGAACGACCGACGUUUGCCAAGAUCAAGGAACGUCUGCGGCGUAUCGUCGGUGACCUCGGCGAGAAUAUUGUCGAUCUACUGUUUCGCCGCAUGGAACAGUAUGCGGCCGAUUUGGAGGUUAAAGUCGCCGAGAAAACGCAGCAGUUUAUGGAUGAAAAAAAUCGCUCCGAGCAGCUCUUGUGCCAACUCUUGCCUAAACCGGUAGCAGCAGCAUUAACCCGUGGCGAGCACAUCGACCCGGAAGCCUAUGAGAGUGUGACAAUUUACUUUAGCGACAUUGUCGGCUUCACGACAAUAUCUUCCACCGCAUCCCCCAUGGAUGUGGUCAAUUUACUCAAUAAUUUAUACACAUUUUUCGAUGGUAUCAUCGAGAAGCACGACGUUUACAAAGUGGAAACUAUUGGCGAUGCAUACAUGGUUGCUUCCGGUUUGCCAGUGCGGAAUGGCAAUAAGCAUGCCGCGGAAAUUGCUACAAUGUCCUUGACCAUUCUCAAUGGUGUCGGAUCGUUAGUAAUUCCCCAUCGACCGACGGAAGCCACUCAGAUUCGCAUUGGGCUAAAUUCAGGUCCAUGCGUUGCCGGUAUAGUCGGCUUAAAGAUGCCACGUUAUUGUCUGUUCGGCGAUACAGUGAAUGUUGCAUCGAGAAUGGAAUCGACUGGAGAACCCAUGAAAAUCCAGUUAACAGCUGAAUGCAAAGCCUUACUGGAAAGUAUCGGUGGCUUCCGGAUAACCGAAAGGGGCGAAGUGUUCGUAAAGGGCAAAGGAACACUCGUGACCUACUGGCUCCUGGGAAAAUAAUCCUAUGACAUCAUUCAAUUAAAGCGAUCCAGCUUAACCUCGAAAGUUGGGUCAUCGACUCCAUAAAAAGCACAAAAUUUUGUCAGUUCCGUAGCGUAAAAGUUCAGUUAAUUUUUUGAUUACUUUUAUUUCUAACUAGCUGCAAUUUUUCUUUAUUCCUGCUAAGUUUGUAACAUUUUUUCGACCCUAAUAUGCAGUCCUACCGCACGCCACUUAUAUUUUAUUUACUGAUAGCACAAUAGGAGAUAGGUAAAUCAAAGAAAACGAAGAAACCCAGUCAAUUUAUAACUGCCAUAAUUUAUAAGUAAAAUUUUAAUGGAUCGCCACUGGGUAAUAAUUAUACAAGCAUGCUGAAUAUAGGAAGUGUAAGCGGCAAGAAUUGUGAGAUAGAAAACGAAACUUAUUGAUAAGUUAUUCAACUGAUACAUAUUAAUUUGUCACAAACUGGCGCUGACAUGAGUAUACCGCGCAGAUGCCGAUAUGUACCGUACGUACAUGUUAAGAGGGACAAUCAGAUCUCAGAAUAUGUAAUUAUGGUAUACAGUAUAUAGGGGGAAAAAUGUGUCUAUCCGAACCAAUCCCUUGUACUUCUGAUGUAAGCCAGCUGGUGGUUUACGUUGUGGCUUGACAGUGUUUUAUGUAAAGCGCUGCCAUUAAGAUUGCAGGUACUGAUAACAGGUAAGCAGCACUCGUACAACUGCAGGUAAACAGGCUAAAACUGUGUUAUAGGCUUAUAGCCCGGACCUGCCUGGUGCAGCUAAUACCACAUGUACCGUCAAUGCCGCACAGCCUUAAUAGCGGCGCUGUACA
This is a messenger RNA of Paramacrobiotus metropolitanus, 4656 nucleotides long. RefSeq names its product atrial natriuretic peptide receptor 1-like. Bases 655 to 3846 code for a protein of 1063 amino acids. The transcript is spliced from 20 exons. The record is from RefSeq and is a predicted model, not a curated record. Gene Ontology annotation, biological process: protein phosphorylation; intracellular signal transduction; receptor guanylyl cyclase signaling pathway. Lineage: Eukaryota; Metazoa; Tardigrada; Eutardigrada; Parachela; Macrobiotidae. Gene Ontology annotation, molecular function: ATP binding; guanylate cyclase activity; protein kinase activity.